UCCCCCUGAGCACUAACGGCUCCGGGGAAAGGGGAGCGGAAGGGCUCCGCUGCGGCUGCCGGGCUGCGGGGCAGGAUUGCACAGCACGAUCUGCAGGGCGCAGGGGGGAAGGAGGAGGGCUCGGCCGGUGCGAUGGGGCUGCACCGGGGAACAAGGGCGCCCAGGGGCCGAGGCUGUGCUUUCCUCCUGCUCCUAGCCUUGGCCUGCCUCUGGCUGCCCACAGAUGGCCGGCGGCCCCCCCGGCCGCCCCCCUGCCCCCCGAGCUGCUCCUGCACCCGCGACACAGCCUUCUGCGUGGACUCCAAGGCCAUCCCCAGAAACCUGCCCCCCGAGGUCAUCUCGCUGACCAUGGUGAACGCAGCCUUCACGGAGAUCCGCGAGGCAGCCUUCGCUCACAUCCCCUCGCUGCAGUUCCUCCUGCUGAACUCCAACAAGCUCACGCUCAUCGGGGACAGCGCCUUCGCCGGGCUCUCGCACCUGCAGUACCUGUUCAUCGAGAACAACGACAUCCAGGCGCUGGCCAAGGGCACCUUCCGCGGGCUCAAGUCCCUGACCCACCUGUCUCUGGCCAACAACAACCUGCAGACGCUGCCCAGGGACCUCUUCAAGCCGCUGGACAUCCUGAGCGACCUGGACCUCCGGGGCAACGCGCUGGCCUGCGACUGCAAGAUCAAGUGGCUGGUGGAGUGGAUGGAGAGCACCAACACCACGGUCCCCCCCGUCUUCUGCAGCAGCCCCGGGCAGCGGCAGGGCCAGCGCAUCCGCGACCUGGCGCUCAGCGACUUCGAGUGCAUCACCACGGACUUCGUGGUGCACCAGGUCCUGCCCUUCCAGGCGGUGUCGGCCGAGCCCUUCACCUACGCCAGCGACCUCUACGUGGCCCUGGCCCAGCCCGGCGCCAGCAGCUGCGCCGUCCUCAAGUGGGACUACGUGGAGCGCAAGCUGCGCGACUUCGACCGCAUCCCCGCUCACUCGGCGGUGCACUGCAAGCCCAUCGUGGCCCAGGGCCAGCUCUACGUGGUGGUGGCACAGCUCUUCGGGGGCUCCUACAUCUACCGCUGGGACACCACCGUGGACAAGUUCAUCAAGAUCCAGGACAUCGACAGCCAGAAGACCCGCAAGCCCAACGACAUCGAGGCCUUCCAGAUCGACGGCGACUGGUACUUCGUCAUCGCCGACAGCUCCAAGGCGGGCUCCACCAGCCUCUACCGCCUCAGCCAGAACGGCUUCUACUCCCACCAGGCCCUGCACGCCUGGCACCGCGACACCGACGUGGAGUACGUGGAGAACGAGGGCAAGCCCCGGCUCAUCAUCUCCAGCAGCUCCCAGGCGCCCGUCAUCUACCAGUGGAACCGCUCGCAGAAGCAGUUCAGCCCGCAGGGCGAGGUGGGCGAGAUGCUGGACGUGCAGAUGGUCAAGCACUUCAGGGUCAAGAGGGACCAAUUCCUCUGCCUCAGCCGCUACAUCGGCGACUCCAAGGUGGUGCGCUGGGAAGGGCCGCGCUUCGUGGAGCUGCAGACGCUGCCCUCCCGCGGCUCCAUGGUCAUGCAGCCCUUCUCCGUGGAGCAGCGCCAGUACAUGGCCCUGGGCAGUGACUUCUCCUUCACCCACGUCUACCUGUGGGAAGAGGAGAAGCAGAAGUUUGUCAAGUUCCAGGAGCUGUCGGUGCAGGCGCCCCGGGCUUUCCGCUACGUGCCCGCCUCCGACGUGCAGCUCCUGCUGGCGCCCAGCUUCAAGGCCAACACGCUGGUCUACCGGCACGUGGUGGUGGACCUCAGCCUGUAGUGGGGGGAGACCCAGGGGCCCCAUGCUGCCCUGCCGGGGCUCUGCCCUGGCUCUCACACGGGCGCCGGCCCCGGCCCCUUCCUCCAGAGACCUGCUGCCGCCCGCGGCGGGGCUGCACCAGCCCACCAGCCCCUUCCCUCCUGCCUGCGCGGACCCUGCCCGGUGACACGGCCUGGUGUGAGCGCCCGCCGCCUGCUCCUACACCCGUCCCGGCCCCUGUAGUCACCCGCCUAAACCGCCUGCCCUGCUGAGCCACCGCGGGGCAGGGCCGAGCCCCCGUGCCUGGCUGCGGGAGGGGGGGAGGCAGCCACGGGCCUCGGUUUCCCUGGGAGGGACAGCAGCCCUGCGGCAUUGCCAGGGCCCCCAUUCACCGUGUCCGCCCCACCCGGGAGCCCGUGGGACGCUGGAGGACGGGGCCAGGACAGCCCUCGCUCUGCACCCCGAUGCCCUCGGGGGACUGCGGUGCUGGCAGGGCAGGCGAGGGGGAGCGGGGGCCCGUGGCUCUGCCUGCCCUGGCCUGGGGCAGGAGCUGGAGGCUUGUGGCAGGCUGCUGCGCUGGGUCUGGGGGCACAGCUGGGGGGCGAGGAGCCGGGUACUGAGGCUGGUGGGAUGCUCCGGGCUGCUGGGGUGCUCCCGGGCUCGUGGGGUGCCCCCAGGCUGGCGGGGUGCUCUGAGGCGGAUAGGAUGCUCCAAGGCCAGUGGGAUGCUCCGAGGCGGAUAGGAUGCUCCAAGGCCAGUGGGAUGCUCCAAGGCCAGUGGGAUGCUCCGAGGCAGAUAGGAUGCUCUGAGGCAGAUAGGAUGCUCCGAGGCGGAUAGGAUGCUCCGAGGCAGCGCUGCCACCCGCAGCAGUGGGGCUCGGCCCGGCCGCCCUGCUCCCGGCCCCUCUCCCCGCACGUGCAGCAGCCCCCCACCCCGCUCCCGGGCGGGGGCUGCCGUGCCCCCCGCAGCCGAGGUGUACGCGCCCUGCAGAAACGCUCCCACAAUAAACACACUGUG
Molecule: messenger RNA, 2781 nt
Organism: Dromaius novaehollandiae (emu)
Lineage: Eukaryota; Metazoa; Chordata; Aves; Casuariiformes; Dromaiidae
Gene: LGI3
Product: leucine rich repeat LGI family member 3
Exons: 8
Coding region: 133-1785 (550 amino acids)
Biological process (GO): regulation of exocytosis
Cellular component (GO): synaptic vesicle
Molecular function (GO): protein binding
Source: RefSeq, a predicted model, not a curated record